CUGAAUAGAGAGGUGAUAUCAUUCACGGCAGCAAUACUCACGAUCAGUUUGGUUCUGAACUUGGCCGUGAGUAGUAGAUAGUGUAUAGUUCGUUCGGUUCCCCAUCAUCAUCAAAUCCAGAAAUGUGGCGAAUAAUUAUUUGCGCAGUGUUGUUGCUGGUAGCCACAGCAGCUAAUGGACAGCAGUUGGAAGAGAAACCUACAUCAAAUAUCGUCGAAAAAGAAAAGGACCCACCGCCACCGGCAUCAGCACUUGGAGAAACCACAGUUAUUAUCCAAGAGCUAUCAACUACGCCACCUUCUCUGCCAACCAACAAACCAACUGAAAUUCCUUCCCAGCUUGCUAGUGAAGUUACAAAGCCUCCACUUGAAGUGGAAUCACCUUCUGCAACCCUCCCAGUCGAACAAUCAGAGGAAGAAAACACAAUUGUCGAUCCAAAGAGACGAGUUAUCACCUACGACCAGCGGCAAGAGGGUCAAUACAACAUUCGAGCUGACCUAGAAAAUUUCAUGAUCGUCUUCAUUCCACCAAGCCCGGUGGAUGGCGUGAAUUUAAUCGAUCUCCUAUCGAAAUCCACAAAACGAACCAAGUCGUCUCACAAGAAAUACCAUCCGGAAUCUGGUUCCAAAUACCGGCAGUCACUAAAGUCAGGAGCAGGAAGCCAGAACUUCAAUUUUCUAGCACGCCAUCACCAGUCUCAGCAAUCUCAGAGUCCUCACAUCAUCAUUGAGGAGCAUCAACCUUCGGCAAGAAUUGCAGAAUAUAUCGAGGGAAGAACUCCCUACAGAGUUGACAUCUCCAGCACUCAUUCUGAUCUGGAACAACUGCAGCAGGAGCAUCAUCAACAUCAACAGCAACAACAACAGUUCCAACAACAGCAGCCCCACGGACCCCAAGUCGACGUUCUACCACCGCCCUAUCCACUAUCCUACCAUCAUUUGAUAAAACCGUUCCAUCUAGAAGCUGAACCCACAGUGAUUCAAGCCCUACCCCCUCAAUCUGCUCAACAGAAUAGUGGCAGCAAGUUUAUGGACUCCAAUGGCAACUUCUUUCGAAUGGCCCGAGCCAUCCAGGGUGGACUCUAUGGCCUGUUGUCGUUAGACUCCAAUCGGGUCCAGCCACGGCAGCGCACUAUAUUUGACGAACAACUCCUUAGCACCCUCGAUGAUGAUGAUAGUGACGACAACGAAGAAGUAGGUGAAUCACGUACAGUCGAUUUGCCAUUGACAAAUGACAGACUCGAGGAGGCUGUCCACAACUACGUCUAUCCACCACUAAAUCCGUUACGUUUCAAUCCGGAAAUCCUGGACUUGCACUCCAGGUCAAUGCAUUCAUCAUCACAAUACCCCAAGUAUCCAAGACCCAUUCAAAACGGUAACGCUAAUGCCAAUAACGACGACGACGACGAUGACAAUGACAACACCAGCAUCAGCGAGAGCAGCAACAGCAACGAGAGUGCAAAAACAACGGAAAUUGAAUUGAAACUACUUGGGGCUACAGAAGAAUGUGGACCGGAUAGAAAGCGAGAUAGUUAUGGGAUUUGCCGAUUUGCUGAGGGAUAUUAAAUAAUUUAUUAAACUCUUUACAAACAACAGCAACAAAAAAACAAUAAACAAAUGAACUGACUUUAAAUUUAAUUCGUAGCUUAGUAAGCACUAUUUUUAUUAUUAUUUUUAUUUUGUAAUUUAAAUUGAUUUAAAUUUUAAGUGUACGCGAAAAUGACGAAAGCACAAAAAGAUAUAAAUGUAGGUAAAUUUUAUAGUUUUCCGCCGCGUACUUCAACUAAACGAAGUACAUUUAAUUAAACAUUAUAUUACCUAUAAUUAUUUUUAUAUUUAUGUAUACCUAUUGUAGAUGUUUCUGUAGCUAAAACGAAAAGUAAUAAAUAAAUCAACAACAAAAUAACAAUUAUUAUUAUUAAUA
Molecule: messenger RNA, 1923 nt
Organism: Eupeodes corollae
Lineage: Eukaryota; Metazoa; Arthropoda; Insecta; Diptera; Syrphidae
Product: probable serine/threonine-protein kinase tsuA
Exons: 1
Coding region: 123-1565 (480 amino acids)
Source: RefSeq, a predicted model, not a curated record